Microsporum canis CBS 113480 is the source of this 4554-nucleotide messenger RNA. RefSeq names its product isoleucyl-tRNA synthetase. NCBI's taxonomy places the organism in Eukaryota, Fungi, Ascomycota, Eurotiomycetes, Onygenales, Arthrodermataceae. Gene Ontology annotation, cellular component: cytosol. The transcript has 3 exons. Gene Ontology annotation, molecular function: isoleucine-tRNA ligase activity; tRNA binding; ATP binding. The record is from RefSeq and is a predicted model, not a curated record. Gene Ontology annotation, biological process: isoleucyl-tRNA aminoacylation. The coding region runs from base 1 to 4554 and encodes 1517 amino acids.
AUGGCUACCUCUCUAGAUAGCCCCGCGCCAGUGCUGCCUGGUCGAGCACUGGGGUUCCUAACUCUCGGAGCAUCUCUACACCAUGUUGUUACCCGUCUCAAGUCUCUUCCUGAGAUAUACACAGCACUAGAGCUGAUCUACGACUCCUCCCGGCCUCUGCAAGAACCUGUCAUAUUACGACUGCCAGAGAACGGUCUACGGCUACGAUUUGAUGGGCCUGACCAAAGACUACGCCUGAUUGAAGUCCUGGAUUUUAGCAAAAUCGCCCUUGUCUACAAGACUCAGGAUGUAGCAAAGGCUUCAAAGUCACCCUCCGAUCCGCCGGCCUCUGGCCCUGGAUUUCGCCAUAUAUACAACAGAUUGUUUGGACCUACUUAUCCAGGCGAAUAUAUCCCUCCCGCGGCGGGGGGACUACAGGGUACCUAUGUCUUAUCCUAUCCGGGAGUCGCAUUCUCCUUCACCUUACUCCACAGUGCGUGGUCGGAAAAGCGGGAUUUUGUAUCCCUCAUGUCUUCUUCGGCUGCUUCCUUUGCUACCUCGAUGGCAAUAUUCCAAGGUUCGUCUUGGGCUGAUGGCCAGAGCAAUCUGUUUACCCGUCAACCACAGUACCCACGAUCGAGCGCGUUAAUGGGGAAAAAUAAGGAAUCAGUUGCGGACGAAGUGGAGCUUGUCAAGGUACAUGAGGGUGGGCACAUCGAGCUUAUAAGACGGUCGAGCAAUCCUUUCUGGAUUACUCUUGGUGAAACGACCCCUCAAGAUCUUAUUACGGAGCUGGGACCCCCGGAUGCGAUCUAUCGAAAGAGUGAUAGUCGGAUUCUGAUUCACGGUGAAGGGGAAAAACAUUUACAGGGGGCAACAAAUGGUGGAGGCAACUUACCAACUCCUCCUACUGAUUCCUCAGACAUUGAUCCACAUUUUGAUAGUGCCUUAACGGAUGAAUCAGAAGAGGAUUCAGGUCCAAGAGCACACCAUGAAUCGGGUACACUGCCCAGUGACUGCUUCUAUAACUAUUUCAGUCACGGUUUUGAUGUUUUAGUUGCCCCGUCUUCAUCUGGCCGCUCUCCCGGAUCCCCCACAAGAGAAUCCUAUACAACUGGGGGUACGCAGGAACUUGUUACCACCAAAUUAGUGCUACAUGGCAACGUGCCAGGUUCAUAUCCGUUUAACCGACACAGACGAUGUCGAUGGGUAUUGCACGUUGGCUCUAGCCAGGAAUUCAUCACUUCCGAAACGCCAUACGAGGAUGUAUCUUCAGUACUCAAAGAACGAUGGCGAGGUAGCUAUUCUAGCCCUGCAGAGGAAGCUUCAUUCCAGAGGGGGAUGGUAUUGAAUCGUGGCUGGGGUGAGACACCCGGUAGCAGCGUUGAAUUUCUAGGCAGCUGGGAAGAAAACCCCUCCGCUAGGGGUAAACCAGGCUCCGGCCCUGGAAUGUCUAGUUCACUGGGAAAUACUGAACUAUAUGGCUUCCCUGUUAUAAUCAGCAACUCCAACAGCGAGAAGAGAUGCAACAAGGGGAGCAUGCCGGGGCUGUCGCGAUCUCUCGCUCGAUCUUGGUCAUCGACGCUAAAGCUUCCCAAAUCCACGUUCCCUCCGCGAAUAGCAUUAGCUGACCAGGCAAAAUAUCUCAAACGAUGCAGCGAUGACCUUUACAGCUGGCAGCAGCGCAACAGACCUGCAACGGCUAGCUUCACACUCCACGACGGGCCUCCGUAUGCCAAUGGCGAAUUACAUAUUGGACAUGCCCUGAAUAAGAUCUUGAAGGAUAUAAUUUGUCGCGUUCAAUUGGCAAAAGGGAAGAGAGUACAAUAUGUGCCUGGCUGGGACUGCCAUGGUUUACCAAUUGAGCUGAAAGCGCUUCAAGGCCAAAAGGAAUUAGGUGACUUGAGAUCAGCCGGAAGAGAUGGAGCGGCACAGAUCCGGUCUGCCGCGCGACAGCUCGCAGAAAAGACCGUUUCUCAGCAGAUGGAAGGGUUUCGAAAAUGGGCAAUCAUGGGAGAUUGGGAUAAUGCUUAUACCACGAUGAACAAGGACUUCGAGCGUAGACAACUGGGCGUAUUUUUGGAAAUGGUUGAAAAGGGACUCAUUUACCGGAGAUACAAGCCAGUGUACUGGUCUCCCUCGUCCGGCACUGCCCUUGCUGAGGCAGAGCUAGAGUAUAAGGAAGAUCAUGUCUCAACCGCAGCUUUGGUUAAGUUUGCUCUGGAAAAUCUACCAGCUCGGAUCCGGGAAAAUUCUCUGCUUUCCAAUAGUGAUAUAUCUGCCGUAAUUUGGACAACGACACCGUGGACACUCCCCGCAAAUGCUGCCUUGGCUGUUAGCCCUACCCUUGAAUACACCAUUGUGGAUUCUGCCCAUCAUGGCAAGCUCCUAGUGGCGCAGUCUCGGUUACAAUACCUUCAGGAACUACUCGACGAUAAUCUUAAGGUUAUUGUGCCUGCUAUUCUAGGUUCCGAAUUGUUAGAUUCCACCUACCGUCCUCAUUUCAAAGGCCCUGAAGCUGAGAGUCAACGAAUAAUUGCUGCAGACUUUGUGACAGCUGAUGCUGGGUCCGGAAUUGUUCACUGCGCACCAGGCCAUGGUAUGGAAGACUACGAAACGUGCCUCGCUCUCGGGAUUCCAGCGUAUGCGCCUGUUGAUGGUGAGGGUCGGUUUACCCAAGCUACUAUGCCAACACAGCCUGAUCUUUUAACGGGAAAAGCGGUCCUUGGAGAUGGCAAUAUUGCAGUUAUUAAGUAUCUCUCGGAAAAAGGUAUAUUGAUGCACAAACAUGCUUAUAAGCAUAAAUACCCCUACGAUUGGCGAUCGAAACUUCCUGUCAUCAUUCGCGCUACAGAGCAGUGGUUUGCUGAUGUAGGCGAUAUCCGGGGAGAAGCCAUCCAAGCCUUGCAAUCUGUCCAAUUUAUCCCACCGAGUGGAAAAUCAAGACUAGAAACUUUCGUCAAAAACCGAAGUGAAUGGUGUAUUUCUCGCCAAAGAGCUUGGGGUGUUCCUAUACCGGCAUUAUAUCACCGCACCACUGGCGAAGCUAUCCUCACAAAGGAAAGCGUUUCCCAUAUUAUGAAAAUAAUCGAGGAACGAGGCAUAGAUGCCUGGUGGACCGAUGAUGAAUUUGACCAAGCGUGGUUCCCACCUUCCCUUCGCAAUUCAAGUUCACCGCAAUAUAAGCGAGGGACAGACACCAUGGACGUCUGGUUUGAUAGCGGCACUAGCUGGGCUCAACUAAAGGAUGAUAGCCCUGACAAAGCCCCUGCUGACGUGUACCUUGAAGGAAGCGACCAACAUCGUGGUUGGUUCCAGUCCAGUCUCUUGACAUAUAUAUCUCAUCAACUCUCCCAGGGUGGUAACUCUGGGUUUAAAGCUCCAUUCAAAACACUAAUCACACACGGGUUUACACUUGACCAACAUGGUCGUAAGAUGAGCAAAUCGAUCGGAAAUACGAUACAGCCAGACGAAAUCAUGGGCGGCACACUGCUCUCACCACUUAAGCCCAAGAAGGUAAAAGGAAAGGGACCGAAACCAAAUCUUGAAGUUCCAAUAUACGAUGCGCUUGGCCCAGAUGCUCUUCGACUAUGGGCUGCUGGAAGCGAUUAUACGAAAGACGUAGUUAUUGGCCAGCAGGUAUUAAAAGCAGUGAACAUCAGUCUUCAUAAAUUCCGAGUGACUUUCAAACUCCUUCUCGGUGCGCUUCAGGGAUUCGAUCCAAAGAAUGAAGUUCCAUACGAAUCCCUAUAUGCGAUUGACAAGAUUGCACUGUUACAGCUCCAUAACCUUGUCAAGACAAGUCAGGAAGCAAUAGACAAAAUGGAAUUCUUCAAAGCAGUGACCGCAAUGAACAAAUGGGCCAAUCUAGAAUUUUCUGCGUUCUAUAUCGAAGCAAUCAAGGAUCGAUUAUAUGCGGAUUCAGAGAAUGGAAUAAGUAGACGAGCUGCACAGACGACUCUCUUCCAUAUAUAUACGCAUAUUCAAACCCUUCUUGGGCCCAUAGUCCCUUUGCUAGUUGAAGAGACUUGGGAGCAUACCCCUGAAAGCAUUAAGGAAGUGAUGAGGCACCCUUUUCAACGAACCUUGAAGUCCCCUAAUAUCGAAUGGAGAAAUGAUACUUUGGAAUACGAGUACUCCGUUAUGGUGGCAGCUAACUCUGCAAUAAAGGCUAUGCAGGAAACCGCUCGAUCUAAGAAGCAAAUGGGCUCCUCUUUACAAUCAUUUGUGCAUCUUAUUCUACCCAGAAGCUUCACCUUAUCUGAGCAAUUGCGAUCAGAGCUCCCAGACCUCUUUGUCGUAUCAUCUGUUACCUUAGGGUCGGAAGCCGAUCCUAAGCCAAAUGAUCUUGCACAGGCUGAAUGGACGUACCACUCUGAGUUCAAGCUACCAGACGACCAGACUGGAAAAGCUUAUGUGUAUACUCCAAGCCAAGCCAAAUGUCCUCGGUGUUGGCGUUAUGCAGUCAAACCUACAGAAACCAAACCAAAAGACGAAGAGGAACUCUGUCAUCGCUGUGAGGACGUCGUGCGCGAGAUAGACCAGAAUGAAGCAGAUAAAGCUGCUGCCACUUAA